Molecule: messenger RNA, 1607 nt
Organism: Thalassophryne amazonica
Lineage: Eukaryota; Metazoa; Chordata; Actinopteri; Batrachoidiformes; Batrachoididae
Gene: kdm8
Product: lysine (K)-specific demethylase 8
Exons: 8
Coding region: 108-1322 (404 amino acids)
Cellular component (GO): nucleus
Molecular function (GO): histone H3K36 demethylase activity
Source: RefSeq, a predicted model, not a curated record
AAGUGGUUAGCGAAAUUAAGUGCCGUCAUUCCGGGCAAAUGUAAGAUAUAUAAGUCCUUUUACAUGACGUCUGGUUUGAAGAAUAUACUGUGUCGACCUUCUUGCCAAUGGCUGCAUUGUGGACAAAAAUCUCUGCUGUGUUGCCUCACACUGAGGCUGAGUUCACGCUGCAGUUCAGUGAUAGAGUGGACUUGAGUGUGAUGCACGUGCUGAAACAGUCUCGGCACCAACUUUACAGUGACACCGCAGGCGCCUGCCGAUUACUUAACGCUCAGAUCAUCUUGGAUAUUUCAUGGGAGAAACUCAACACAGGAACGUGGCGCCACGUGGACAAAGAGUGGAGACGAGUUUAUUCUUACGGCUGCCUGUUCAAAGCGGCGGCCCUGUGUCGCGAGGAUUCUUCCACAGACACUGUCCUUCAAGCCAUCAGGACUUGCGACAUGGGCUUACUCAUGGGUACAGCCAUCAUGGAUAACAUCCUGCAAGUCCUGGUCGGGAUUCUGCAGGGUGAAGUCAGGAAAUCCACUCAGGAAGAGGAAGAGCGUCCACAGAUCAAGAAAAUAAAAAUGGACUGCCCAAGUGUUCCUGCAAUCAAAGAGCAUGCAACAGUUUUCAGGAUCAAAUGUCCAUCACUAGAGAGCUUCAAGAAGAACUAUUUACUUCCUGUCAAACCAGUUAUUUUGGAAGGGAUCAUAGACCACUGGCCUGCCCUGAAGGAGCAUCACUGGAGCAUAGAGUACUUGCAAUCCGUUGCUGGUUUUCGGACUGUACCUGUUGAGGUGGGAUCCAGGUAUACGGAUGAGAAAUGGUCUCAGACACUGCUUACUGUUAAUGAAUUUAUUGAUCGUCAUAUUCUGUCAAAAGAUGAAGAGAAACCAUUGGGUUAUCUUGCUCAACACCAGCUUUUUGAUCAGAUACCAGAGUUGAAGGAAGACAUCAGGAUCCCUGAUUACUGCUGUCUUGGUGAGGAAGACGAUGACAACAUUACCAUUAACGCCUGGUUCGGACCUGGAGGAACAGUGUCUCCUCUUCACCAAGACCCUCAACACAACUUCCUGGCACAGGUAGUGGGAAGCAAAUACAUCCGCCUAUAUUCUCCGGAGGACACAGACAAGCUCUACCCUCAUAAAUCUCAGCUGCUUCAUAACACCAGCCAGGUGGAGGUGGAGAAUCCAGAUCAGGAGCAGUUCCCGGAGUUUGCCAAAGCUCCGUAUCUGGAAUGCGUGCUGCAGCCCGGGGAUGUGCUGUUUAUCCCCGUACAACACUGGCACUAUGUACGAUCCUUAGAACUCAGCUUCUCUGUCAGCUUCUGGUGGUCCUGAUUGCAGGUCGAUAAGAAAAAAAAUUGUCUUCGUAAGAAUAUAAUUCAGUUCAUUUUCUGCCUGUUUUCAGCUGAUGGUUAAUAUUUGCUUUUUUGGGGGGAAAAAAAAAGAAUAAAACCAAUCACUCCUCUGUUGGAGUUCUUAGCUAAUGUAAGACUAAUUCUCAAACGCGAGGACAACCGCUGAUCACACAAACCUCUGAUCUGUGAACAAUGAACACACACUGCUGAGUGAUUAGUACAAUUGCUCUGCUCGUGAUUGCAACAGCAUCUAUUGUGUGGAAAG